Molecule: messenger RNA, 1209 nt
Organism: Amyelois transitella
Lineage: Eukaryota; Metazoa; Arthropoda; Insecta; Lepidoptera; Pyralidae
Exons: 2
Coding region: 1-1176 (391 amino acids)
Source: RefSeq, a predicted model, not a curated record
AUGGACUCUGACGAAGAGACAUUACUGUUAGUGCUCUUGUUGAAAAUCAUCAAAGAGAAAGAAAAACGACGCCCCCGUAAAAGAGCAACACCGAUGUUCUCGUUAACAUUUAAUUCGGGUUAUUUCCAUAAUCUUUACCCUAGGUUAAAACAAGAUCCAAGCAAUUUUUUUAAUUAUCUAAGAAUGUCUAGAGAGUGUUUCUACGAACUACUUGAAUUAGUUAAAAGUAAAAUUCAGCGGCAAGAAUCUGUUUUCAAGCAUACUAUAUCAGCUGAAGAAAGAUUGGUAAUAACAUUGAGAUACUUAGCCGCUGGUUGCAGUAUGACUGAAUUGCAUCAUUCUUAUCAACAUGGAAUUUCAACUAUUUCUGGAAUUGUAAAAGAUACGUGUCAACAGAUUUACAAAACCCUACGAGAAAUUUGUUUACCCGAACUGAAAAAGGAGGAUUGGUUAAGAAUUGCACACGGUUUUGCAACCAAGGCAAAUUUCCCUAAUUGUUUGGGCGCCAUAGAUGGGAAACAUAUAAGAAUAAUUAAGCCCCCUAAAAGCGGUUCGCUUUAUUACAAUUAUAAAAACUUUUUUUCUAUUGUAUUGUUGGCCAUUUGUGAUUCAAAUUACAAAUUCAUUUUCAUUGAUGUCGGUUCAUAUGGAAAGUCUUCUGAUUCACAAAUAUUUAGAAACAGUGAUUUCUUCGAGAAAUUGCAAGAAAACAGUCUACAUAUACCAAGUCCUAUGGCAAUAACAGAAAAUGGUUCACCACUACCGUUUGUUUUUAUCGGUGAUGAAGCAUUCGGUAUCAGUAAUUUUAUACAACGCCCCUAUAGUGGAAAUUUUUUGAAUCACCAACAAAAAGUUUUUAAUUACCGCUUGUCACGUGCUCGAAGAUACAUAGAGUGUACGUUCGGAAUGAUGACUAAUAAGUGGCGAAUAUUACAUCGACCAAUAAAUGUAGAAAUAUCGUUAGCGACGGAUAUUGUUCAAGCCAUCUGUGUUUUACAUAAUUUCUUACAACGUGAUUGUGAAGAAAUUACUAAUAGUAAUCUCUUAAUUCAAGCCAAUCAAAUAGAUCAGGAGGAUCAAAAUGAACAUAAUUUGUCAGCAACAUCAAUUCGCGAUAAAUUUGCAGAAUACUUUGUUAACGAAGGACAAUUAUCAUGGCAAAAUUACAAAAUUUGACUGAAUAAAUAAUUACCUGCAGAGUUCUUUUCA